Molecule: messenger RNA, 3464 nt
Organism: Tachyglossus aculeatus (Australian echidna)
Lineage: Eukaryota; Metazoa; Chordata; Mammalia; Monotremata; Tachyglossidae
Gene: ERO1B
Product: endoplasmic reticulum oxidoreductase 1 beta
Exons: 16
Coding region: 58-1452 (464 amino acids)
Biological process (GO): protein folding in endoplasmic reticulum
Cellular component (GO): endoplasmic reticulum membrane; endoplasmic reticulum
Molecular function (GO): protein-disulfide reductase activity; FAD binding; thiol oxidase activity
Source: RefSeq, a predicted model, not a curated record
CCGCGGGCUGACAGGUGCCGCGGAGGGGGGCUGUGCGAAGCGCUGCGCGCGGCCGGCAUGGGCGGCACGGCCGGCCGACCGCCUCGGACCCUGCCCGUGCUGCUGCUGGCGGCGGCGGCGGCGCUCAGCUGCCUGGGUCCCGCGGGGGAGGCCCAGCUUGCUGGGGUCCUGGAUGACUGCCUGUGCGAUAUAGAGAGCAUCGACAGCUUCAAUACCUACAAGAUCUUUCCCAAGAUGCAGAGGCUGCAAGAAAGAGACUAUUUCCGCUAUUACAAGGUUAAUCUGAAGAGACCUUGUCCUUUCUGGGUAGAUGAUGGCCACUGUUCAAUAAAAGACUGUCACGUGGAACCCUGCCCUGAGAGCAAAGUUCCAGUUGGAAUUAAAGCCGGGAGUUCUAAUAAAUAUUCCAAAGCCGCAAAUAACACCAAAGAAAUGGAAGAUUGUGAGCAGGCGAAUAAGCUUGGAGCAGUUAACAGCACGUUAAGUAAUCAGAGUAAAGAAGCCUUCAUUGACUGGGCAAGAUAUGACGAUUCCCAAGACCACUUCUGUGAACUGGACGAUGAAACGUCUCCGUCCGCCCAGUACGUAGACCUGCUGCUGAACCCCGAGCGCUAUACUGGCUACAAAGGGUCCUCCGCCUGGAGAGUGUGGAACAGCAUCUAUGAGGAAAACUGUUUCAAGCCUCGGUCUGUCUAUCGGCCUUUAAAUCCACUGGCACCUAGCAGGGGGAAGGACGAUGGAGAAUCCUUCUACACGUGGCUAGAAGGCUUGUGUCUCGAGAAAAGAGUCUUCUAUAAACUCAUCUCUGGACUUCAUGCCAGCAUUAAUUUGCACCUGUGUGCAAAUUACCUACUAGAAGAAACCUGGGGAAAACCUAGCUGGGGACCAAACGUCAGAGAGUUUACGCGGCGCUUUGUGGACACGCAAGGGGAAGGUCCCAGGCGGCUGAAGAACCUCUACUUUCUGUACCUCAUUGAGCUGCGCGCUCUGUCCAAGGUGGCCCCGUACUUCGAGCGAUCGAUCGUGGAUCUGUACACAGGGAACGUGGAGGAGGACGCCCAAACGAAAACCCUCCUGCUGGAUAUCUUCCAAGACACCAAGUCCUUUCCUAUGCACUUUGAUGAAAAGUCCAUGUUCGCCGGGGAGAAGAAAGGAGCCAAGUCCUUGAAGGAAGAGUUUCGGUUGCAUUUCAAGAAUAUAUCCCGUAUAAUGGACUGCGUGGGCUGUGACAAAUGCAGGCUCUGGGGAAAAUUGCAGACCCAAGGCUUAGGAACGGCGCUAAAGAUUUUGUUUUCUGAAAAAGAAAUUCAGAAGCUUCCAGAGAACAGCCCGUCUAAAGGUUUCCAACUCACCCGACAAGAGAUAGUCGCUCUCUUAAACGCAUUUGGAAGACUCUCCACGAGCAUAAGAGAACUGCAGAAUUUUAAGGUUUUAUUACAACACAGUAGGUAAUAAAGACUCUCGCCCGCCUGGUUAGCGACGACCCUACAAUGACUCCAGGAAGUCUUUGAACGUUCGGACAUUCGGCAGGGAGAGACCAGUCUUCUAGGACUUGACUAACUUUGAACUCUUGCAGGGGAAAUUCAUGUUCCAACUUGAAUAUUUAUGAUCCUUACUAGAGGAAACGGAUCCCGAGGAGAGGAGCUAUUUAUGAAUGAAGUGUAUAGUUUUUAAACCUGUAAACGACACCGUUCUGUUCAAUUCCGUGCGCUUUCCCGCCUGUCCACCGCUCCGAAUCAGUAGAUUCUUCUUUUUCCUUGCUAAUCUAAAAUAACCCCAUCUUCAUCCCAGCACCGAGGCUCAUCACCCGGAAAAGUAAGGUAGCUGCUUUCUGCUGGAAGGGCACAGAAACGACUUAUCUACAUGUUUCCUGGUGAUGUCCCUCGACAGGGAAUCCCGGUCGUAAAGGUCAGCUCGCACCCCUACUCCUGGAUUGCAGAAUGAAAUGGGAAAUCUGGCUGAGGCAAAUGCUUGAGGGAGAUCAGGAAUCCAUCAUAUUCGGCAGCCGUCCCGGGCUUGGUACCCGGGGUUACAACCCGAAAACCCUCUACCCACGACCCAGUGCCCAGACUCCUAAAAUAGAUGGUUUUCGUUCUCUCCCAGAACAGGCGGAGUCGUCCUCUGGAAGCAGCAGGAUACGUCUUCCCAGGCAAUUCAUUUUUAACGAGCCUAAGAUUUAUGGCAAGAGAAAAAAAAAACACGCACAGAACUUGCAUUCUUUAAUUGAAACUAGGCCUUUUAAAGAAACGCUUGGUUCUUUUAAGACUUCUACCGUCUAUGCAAUCUCCACCCCUGCUAAUACUUGCCCCCAAACCCUUAAUCUUGCUUUCUUAGGUAGAAUGUCGAGCGGGUAAAUGAAUUCAAGGGGUGCGGUUGGAUCCUUCGUGGGGUCGGGGGGAAUUCAGGACUGCCCACUGUGUUCAGUAAAGUAGCGGAUGAUGAUUUUCUGAAUUUCAUACUGAUUAACCUCCGACCAAGGAAAGCAGAAGCUGUACUCUUUUGAUGAUUGAAAAAGCCAGAGUGCUGGUCUUUAAUGAGGGAGUUUGCCUCCGUUUGAGGAAUAACAGGUAGAACCUACCAAAAAGUCUAUAUUUCGUAGCCACUUCAGUUUUUACAAAGCGAAUGAAAAAGUGCUCUUAAACCAUUGUUUCAUCCUGUCAGAGUCCGAGCUGUGCUUGGAGUGGAGAGUUAAAAGGAUCUGGUUCAACAAGUUUGAACAUUAAAGGGCUCGUUCGACUCCUUGCAGGCUUUGGGCCAGCUUGUUCUGAAAAGUGACUAAGAAAUCAUUUUCCUGGUUUGUGUGCGUGUGUUUAGUUAGCACAAUUAAGGUCUUGGUAAAUCGCUAUUUCAAGUCCACAAUAGUUUGGAAAUGAUAGACAAUUCGGGCUUACCCUUGCCGCCGAUCAUUUUUUAAAUUCCGUUUUCUGUGGAAAUUUUCUGUGCGUGCUUUCACGGUGCCCGUACUUUGACCAUUUGAGGAUUUAAUGUACUAGGGGUGAGAACCAUUGCUUCUUUCUGUUUGUUGCCCUGAUUUCCGAUGUGAUUUUUUUCUUCCCCCUAACCUCGGAGAAAAUAGUCCGCCAGAAUGCUGUGGAGAAGGUGAGACAAUUCAGAGUCCCUUAUGUGUAAGACUGAAUUGAUUUGAACCAAAAUGCUAAUUUCCAAGAGAAGGGAAACCCAGUGUAUCAUUGGAGUGGGGACGGUUUUGAAGUGCAACUUGGUGACGCCUUCCUCGAUCCCGGGUGCUGCGAUAUUUGGUGCAUUUCCGAAAUCAAGCCGCUCCCUCUGAGAGCUUCGGGGGCUCCUAGUGCAUUGUUUCUGUCCACGCCGUUGUUUGGGUGUCAAGCGAGAUCGGCAGAGCAGUUGGACCCCCGGAGGGUCCCUCUGGCCCCCUCCCUCAUCGGCCUAAAAUGACACAAAUGAUUGUAACAGCUGAGACGUAAUAAAGACCUGCAGGGAAACCA